GGCUUCCCAACAUUUUGCCCUUCGUCUCUCGUUAACUACAUCGCCUGGCGAGGCGGCGGCUAGUGGUCGCUGGGAGUUGUAGUGUGCAAUUGCAACACAUUGAAUACGUGCGAAGGGGAACAUUGUCUGGGAGCUUAUACUGCUAAUGAGACGGACUGAUCGCAGGACUCACGAGUGCACAGCGCUUUGGGGAUUUGUGGGCUUAAUAGACGGUUAUGUAUGAGAACAGAAGACGCAGCAUUCUCAAGCUUUCUCGCUUUCAGAUGGGCGUCGCUGACCCCAUCUAAAAAGCAAAUACUUGGGCCAUCACUGGUGCUUGACUAUGUUCUCAGGAUGAAGCGGCGAUUGGACGAGCCAGAGGCAGCUGCCUAUCCACCUCAGCCCCGCAGGAUUGCUGAAUCUUUUGCCCACACGCAUCGUGUACUUGCCCCUGCUCCUCCAACAUAUGAGCCACCUCCUGAUGCUAUGCAGCCCACUGCGGGCAUCCAGUACUCUGUAGCCCCUGGAUACCAGGUCUCAACAGUGCCACAGAGCUCAGGAGGCCAUGGCCAGGCAUCACUUACUGCAGUGCAUAGUAGUCAUCAUCACAGCUCGCCUGUGCCAAGCCAUGGGGGACCUGCUGUACAGAGUCAUGCUCAUUCAAACCCACCAGCUGCACCUGCACCUGCACAAGGACAACAGUUUCAAAGGCUUAAAGUGGAGGAUGCUCUUUCUUAUCUUGACCAGGUAAAACUGCAGUUUGGUAACCAGCCGCAGGUGUACAAUGACUUUCUUGACAUAAUGAAGGAGUUCAAGUCACAGAGUAUUGACACACCAGGGGUCAUAAGUCGGGUGUCUCAACUGUUCAAAGGUCAUCCAGAGCUAAUCAUGGGCUUUAACACUUUCUUGCCACCUGGAUACAAGAUAGAGGUGCAAACAAAUGACUUGGUUAAUGUAACAACUCCAGGGCAAGUUCACCAGAUUUCAACACAUGGCCUGCAGCCUCCAGUUCCUCCAGCUCCUCCACCAUCACAACCACCAACUGCACAGCCCAUUACACCACCAGUACACCCGACUCCUCCGCCUCCACCACCUAAAAUUAGCAAGCCACUGCAGUCCCAGGCUCACACCCCAACAAACCAGCAAAGCACACCUAUACAGUACCCAUCUCCACGAUCUCCACCAGCGCAGCCGCACACACCAGGACCUCUAGCACAUGCUGCACCCACUGCAACUGCAGCAACUCCUACAAUGCAGAACAACCAGCCAGUUGAAUUCAACCACGCAAUUAACUAUGUAAACAAGAUCAAGAACAGAUUUCAAGGCCAACCAGACAUCUACAAGUCAUUUCUUGAGAUUUUGCACACAUAUCAGAAGGAACAGCGUAAUGCUAAAGAAGCAGGAGGUAAUUACACACCAGCCCUGACAGAGCAGGAGGUUUAUGCCCAGGUAGCAAGACUUUUCAAAAACCAGGAGGACCUGUUAUCAGAAUUUGGGCAAUUUUUGCCAGAUGCCAACAGCUCUGUGCUUUUGAGCAAAACAACAGCUGAAAAAGUGGAAUCAGUAAGAAAUGAUCAUGGGGGUACUGUGAAGAAGCCACAACUUAACAAUAAGCAGCAGAGGCCCAAUCAGAAUGGCUGCCAAAUUAGAAGACACUCUGGGACUGGAGUCACACCUCCUGUUAAGAAGAAACCUAAAAUUCUUAUCCCUAAAGACCAGUCACUGGCAGAUGCCAACAAACAUGGAGCAGGAGCAGAAUCACAGUUUUUUGACAAGGUUCGGAAAGCACUGCGGAGUGCAGAGGCAUACGAUAACUUCCUAAGAUGUCUUGUGAUCUUCAAUCAAGAAGUAAUUUCCCGGUCCGAGCUAGUUCAGCUGGUGUCUCCAUUCCUAGCUAAGUUCCCAGAGCUGUUUACAUGGUUUAAAAAUUUCUUGGGUUACAAAGAGUCCUCCCACAUGGAGAGCUUCCCCAAAGAGCGAGCUACUGAGGGUAUUGCCAUGGAGAUUGACUAUGCCUCAUGUAAGCGUUUGGGGUCGAGUUACCGGGCUUUGCCCAAAAGCUUCCAGCAGCCAAAAUGCACUGGCAGAACACCACUCUGUAAAGAGGUUUUGAAUGACACUUGGGUGUCUUUUCCAUCUUGGUCAGAAGACUCUACUUUUGUGAGCUCUAAAAAGACACAGUACGAGGAACACAUUUACCGAUGUGAAGACGAGAGAUUUGAGUUGGACGUGGUAUUAGAAACCAACCUGGCUACCAUUCGUGUUCUGGAGACUGUUCAGAAGAAACUUUCACGGCUUUCUGCGGAGGACCAGGCCAAAUUCAGACUAGACAAUACACUUGGAGGGACAUCUGAGGUCAUCCACCGCAAGGCUUUACAGAGGAUAUAUGCGGAUAAAGCUGCUGAUAUAAUAGAUGGUCUAAAGAAAAACCCUGCUGUCGCUGUACCCAUUGUCCUAAAGAGGUUGAAAAUGAAGGAGGAGGAGUGGCGGGAAGCACAGCGUGGGUUUAAUAAGAUCUGGCGGGAACAGAACGAGAAGUACUAUCUUAAAUCUCUGGAUCAUCAGGGUAUCAACUACAAACAGAUUGAUACAAAGGUGUUGCGGUCCAAGAGUCUCCUUAAUGAGAUUGAGAGCAUCUAUGAUGAGCGGCAGGAACAAGUUUCAGAAGACAACUCUGGGAUCUCUUCUGGCCCACACCUCACACUCACUUAUGAUGACAAACAGAUACUGGACGAUGCAGCCUCGCUUAUCAUCCACCAUGUAAAACGACAGACUGGCAUACAAAAGGAGGACAAAUACAAGAUAAAGCAGAUUGUCUAUCAUUUUAUCCCGGAUUUACUUUUUUCUCAGCGUGGGGAGCUCUCUGAUGUAGAGGAAGAAGAGGAGGAAGAAACAGCGGAGGCUGAAGAUGGAGUUACAAAAAAACACAAUGGAGUGGGGGUUGGUGGCGGUAGUAGUCCUCCAAAGGCUAAGUUGAUGUUUGGAAAUACAGCAGCACAAAAGUGGCGUGGUAUGGAGGAUGCAUACAACCUUUUUUAUGUGAACAAUAACUGGUACAUAUUCCUUCGCCUACAUCAGAUAUUAUGUUCCCGGCUUCUUCGCAUCUACAACCAGGCAGAGAAGCAAGUGGAGGAAGAGAUGAGGGAAAGGGAAUGGGAAAGAGAGGUACUGGGACUAAAGAGGGACAAAAAUGACAGCCCAGCUAUACAGCUUCGACUAAAAGAACCAAUGGACAUAGAGGCUGAAGAUUAUUAUCCAGCAUUCCUAGACAUGGUUCGGAACCUGCUUGAUGGGAACAUGGACUCCAAUCAGUAUGAGGAUUCUUUGCGAGAGAUGUUUACCAUCCAUGCCUUUACCACCUUUACUAUGGACAAGCUGAUUCAGAGCAUUGUUAGACAGCUCCAGCACAUAGUCAGUGAUGAAAUCUGUGUGCAGGUGACUGAACUGUACCUUUCUGAGAGCAAUACCAAUGCCACAGGAGGUCUGUUAUCCACUCAGGCUUCACGUAACCUGAAUGAGGCAAACUACCAGCGUAAAGCUGAGCAGCUAAUGUCAGAUGAGAAUUGCUUCAAGCUGAUGUUCUCCCAGAGUCGUGGACAGGUCCAGUUAACAAUUGAACUACUGGACACUGAGGAAGAAAAUUCUGAUGACCCAGCGGAGACCGAGCGCUGGUCUGAUUACAUUGAGAGGUACAUGAACUGUGACUCCACUUCUCCAGAAGUUCGAGAGCACCUUGCACAAAAACCUGUGUUCUUGCCUAGAAACUUGCGCAGAAUAAGAAAGUGCCAGAGGGGCAGGGAGCAGCAAGAGAAAGAUGGGAGUGGAAAGCGUGCACUGGAGAACUUGGAGAGCCUUGAUAAGCUUCAGUGCAAGUUUAAACUGAAUUCUUACAAGAUGGUCUAUGUGAUAAAAUCUGAGGACUACAUGUAUCGGCGAACUGCCCUGCUGCGGGCACAGCAGUCCCACGAACGAGUGAGCAAACGAUUGCACCAGCGCUUCCAGUCCUGGCUGAGAAAAUGGAAUGUUGAACAUGUUAGCCAUGAAAUGGCCUCUGAAAGCAGAAAGUGGCUGAUGGGGGAGGGAGUUGAGGGAAUGGUGCCUUGUACCACUAGUAGAGACUCUGAGAUCCUGAACUUUGUGGACAUUAAUAAGUAUCGAGUCAAGUAUGGGGCAGCCUUCAAAACCCCAUAACAUUUUUAAACUGAAGAAUACAUUAAAAAAACAGCAACCUGAGAACUCUGAGAUUGAUCUGAAGAGCAUUGCCUGCUGUCUAAACCAGAAGGAUGGUCAUCAAAGGCAUGACUAGGCCUCAACCCUUGAAUAGAGAAUUUAUGAACCUCUUCUGCUGCCAGAGGAAUAUUUUUUAAUCUUCUGACUGGAGAAAUGGUACAGUGUUACUGAAAUUGUCCUACCUUCCUGCCAUUUUGUCCCAGUAAAUCCACUUUGCCACCCUUCUGUAAAUACAUGCGUGUACAGAAUGUCAACAAGGGUCUGUUUGAUUAAUUUCUUGUACCCCAUAUUGCAUAUUAUUUUAUAACAAGUAUCAUUAGUUUUAUGUUAGAUGUCUUUGUAACAUAGUAAUGGGGAAAGGGACAUCUUAGAAGCCACACCCUCCUUUAUUACAGUUUUUGCCAAAGGGAGUCUGUUGAGAAGAGUGGUUUUAAUAUAUAUAUAUAUAUAUAUAUAUAUAUAUAUAUAUAUAUAUAUAUAUAUAUAUAUAUAUAUAUAUAUAUAAUAUAUUAUAUAUAUAAUAUAUAUAUUAUAUAUAUAUAUAAUAUUUCUUCCCUUGACUGUCUUGUCAAUGUGUUUUAUUUUUCUUUCCCACCCCUACUUAUUUUUUUUCUGACCCCUUUUUUAAACACAUUGUAAAUAAAGUAAAGGUUUGGUAUGAUAUAUAUGUGUUUUUUUGAUGGGCAUUUUUUUUUUUUUUUUUUUUAAACAUUGGACGCUUCUUUUAAAAAAAAAAAAUGUUCUCAUUAAUCGAGAAGAGUAACUUUUUAUGCCUGCGAUAGAAGUCAUCAAUGACAAUCACAGAGGUUUGUACGACUCAUAUUUUCACUUCAGCAAGCAUCGCAAGACACAAAGCUUUGUUAGAAGCUUAGAAAAUGCAAUAAAUGAACAUAGGGCAAUAUUCUUGAGCUGCUAAGAUUACUAAUAAUAUUUUAUUUAUACUGCAACAGUUGUGGUGUUUUUUGAAAGUGAGAGCUGAUUCACGUUUUCACAGGGCGACAUCUAGUGAUCUUUUCACUGGUGAGUAUUUUUAAACAACUUUUAUGAUUGGUGGAAAUGAAAGCUCUGUGGCUUUAAAAUUCCCCUUUUAGAUCAGUUGCCUUUUCAGCUCUAAACGUAAAGUGAAAGUAUACCCAAAAAAGAAGGAUGAAUUAACUUUGAAAAUAUGUAGUUUCAUCUUCCUACAUUAGAGCAUUUUUCAGUAUUAUACAUUUUCGGGGGUCCGUACAGUAGUGAGUAUUUCUUUUCAACUCCUUGUUUAAUAACUGCCAGCAUUACUCUGAUGUUUGCAUAUUUUUCCAAUAAAAGUGUAACAUUAAGACUUUA
Xenopus laevis (African clawed frog) is the source of this 5535-nucleotide messenger RNA. It is a transcript of the gene sin3a.S, whose product is annotated as SIN3 transcription regulator family member A S homeolog. The transcript has 22 exons. Lineage: Eukaryota; Metazoa; Chordata; Amphibia; Anura; Pipidae. Gene Ontology annotation, cellular component: nucleus; protein-containing complex; nucleolus. Bases 220 to 4170 code for a protein of 1316 amino acids. Gene Ontology annotation, molecular function: transcription corepressor activity; RNA polymerase II-specific DNA-binding transcription factor binding. The record is from RefSeq and is a predicted model, not a curated record. Gene Ontology annotation, biological process: negative regulation of transcription by RNA polymerase II; regulation of DNA-templated transcription.